AGCACGAAGUUGCAGGAUCAUGGCCACUAACUACAGUGCCAACCAGUACGAAAAAGCGUUCUCACCCAAGUAUCUGCAGAACUGGUGUCUCGCCAAGCCAACGAAAGAGGGCACUCCUUCCCACGAAGGCUACACUCAGAUUAUCGCCAACGACCGUGGCCACCUGCUGCCUGCAGUGCCCCGGUCCCAGGCAAGUCCUUGGGGUUCCUUCAUGGGCACCUGGCAGAUGCCUCUGAAGAUACCCCCUGCUCGGGUGACCCUGACGUCCCGGACAGCUGCGGGUGCUGCCUCCCUCACCAAGUGGGUCCAGAAAAACCCCGACUUACUCAAGGCCUCCAAUGGGCUCCGUCCAGAAAUCUUGGGCAAGCCCCAGGAGCCAGCCAGUCAGAAGAAACCCCGGAACUCUGUCCAGCAAGCACCAAGUCCAACCAUCAUCCCCAGCUCCCCAGCCACAAACCUCAGUUCCCCAGACCAACCCCCAAGUGCACACCCCUCCGCAGGGCACACCCCGGGUCCCCCCAGCCCCGCCAGCGCUCCCAAGUGCCCACCUGGAAGCCCAUGCACGUAGGACCUGGGCGGGUCACACUCUGGCCGGGCCAGGAACCCAGCCUGGGACUCCGCGGGCCCACUGUCCAGAGAUGAGUGCAGUCAGAGCCCAGACAGGGAAAUAAUAGGAAUAAAGGCAAAUUGGGAAAAUAAACAUCACUGUUUACUCUU
Eptesicus fuscus (big brown bat) is the source of this 717-nucleotide messenger RNA. It is a transcript of the gene CFAP126, whose product is annotated as cilia and flagella associated protein 126. Gene Ontology annotation, biological process: cilium organization. The transcript has 5 exons. The record is from RefSeq and is a predicted model, not a curated record. Gene Ontology annotation, cellular component: ciliary basal body. NCBI's taxonomy places the organism in Eukaryota, Metazoa, Chordata, Mammalia, Chiroptera, Vespertilionidae. Bases 20 to 568 code for a protein of 182 amino acids.